GCCUGGGAUUUCUAACCUCUGUAACUCUUUUUGUCAUUUUUUUGUCUUCUCUGUCUUCUCUUAUUGUCGCUGAUUCCAUCAAACAUUCAAACGCUGAGGAUCAAAACCUGCAGUUCUUGUCUGAGGCCAUUUGCUGGUUUGGUCUCUUUUUGUAAAACCCUCUGCUCUGGUCUUCACCCUCUCCUUCAGGGUGAGGAGAAUCCCUCCAUCUCCUUUUUCUGCCUCGGUGCACCUGUAGGACCGCACCAAUGGGGAACCACGGCUCGAACCUGGACGACAUUCUGGCGGAGGACAUGCACCACUGGUACAACAAGUUCAUGCGUGAGUCUCCAUCGGGCCUCAUCACACUGUUCGAGCUGAAGGCCAUCCUGGGCCUGAAGGGCAUGACGGAGAACGCCAACAGCUAUGUGGACCAGGUCUUCUUCACCUUCGACAUGGACGGGGACGGUUAUAUCGACUUUGUUGAGUACAUCGCAGCCAUCAGUCUGAUGCUGAAAGGAGAAAUCAACCAGAAACUGAAGUGGUACUUCAAACUGUUCGACCAGGACGGCAACGGAAAGAUCGACAGGGAAGAACUGGAGACCAUCUUCUCGGCCAUCCAGGACAUCACUCGAAACAGAGACAUCGACCCCGAGGAAAUCGUGUCGCUUAUAUUUGAGAGGAUCGAUGUGAAGGGAGAAGGUGAGAUGACCCUGGAGGAGUUCAUCGAGGGAGCUAAAGACCACGAAGACAUCAUGGACAUGUUGAAGAAAAUGAUGGACCUGACGCCGGUGUUAGUCAUCAUCGUGGAGGGCCGGACGGGAUGAGAGCGAAGAGCCGGAGGCGGAACAGGACGAUAAAGACUAAUUUAUAUGCUAUCAUAUUAUUAAAUUAUAACAAUGAUCAACUUUGACUCCCCUUCCGACAAAGAGAAAAGACUGGCUCCACCUCCUGACAAUCUUCCUGAACACACCUAAUGUUCUGUGGUCAGAGCAAGGCAGCGGGAAACCACGGACGCUGAAAAUGUAGAGCUUUGCGAUGGACGUCUCCACUUAUCAGGUUGAACAGGGAACUCAUUUUUGAAAACAAAGCUGAAGAUUUCGAUGAUUCUGUUUUCCAGCGCACGAGUACGGAAAACCUUCUAAAAUACAGCGCCCUGAAACUUCAGGCAGAUUUGAGGGAAUGUGUCUAACAUGAAGCACAAAACAUGUAGACCAUGAAAACCACAGAGCCUCGGGUUUGAAUAUUUCUCUCCAAAAUGUUAUUCUUUGCUUUACUUUGCUUAAAAUUCAAGGCUCAUGAGGUUCAGUCUAUAUUCCAAAAGGUUUUUAAUCUUUCAAAUUCAUUGACACCAGAGAGAGAAAGACCUGGGGAAGUGGAAGAAGGGAUGAAGAAACUGGGUCGAUGAAAUUCAAGAACCAUGCUGGCAUAAAGGACAGUUGUUAAAUACUGAAGAUGGUGCUGAUCAACUUGUUUCAUUGCACACAUUCCAGUAUUUGGUUGGAGGUGUGACUGGGAGAUAAAAAUAUUAUUGUCAUAUUAAUUAGUCACAUUGCGAUGACCUCAUCUUACAUGAUUGUUGAAUGACUGAGCAAAAAAAAUGAACAAAAUUAGUUAAUGGUUUUGUUUUUACAUUAAGGAUGCAACUAACAAUUAUUUUCAUCAUCGAUUCAUCUGCCGAUUGCUUUUAAAUUAAUCCAUUCUCAACCAUUUACUCUAUAAAAUGUCAAAAAAGAGAGAAAAAUGUCCAUCAAAUGUCUUGUUUUGCUUGACCAACUGUCCCAAAACCAAAGAGACUCAGUUCACAAUCACAGAAAACAAAAAGCAAGAGAUUGUAUGAAGAGUUUGGUUUGUUCAGGCAGAACAGCUGAACACGGUUCUUUGUUUCAAACGUCAUUUUAUGCAUUUUACAUGUUAUUUAGCUGAUAUUAGCUGUAUUGCUGAACGCAUGGAUGUCUGAGAUAUCUUUAUUAACACUGAUGGUGGCCACAGUUAGAGGUCAGCCCCGUCUCUGUGAGCACAGCCUGCUUGGGAGUGUGUCCUGCAGUGAGCUGGUCUUUGCUCUGAAGCUGCUGAUCCUCUUAAUGCUGUAAAGGGUUCAGCGGCCUGAGCCAUAAUUUACAGAUUUACAGACAGCUUCACCACCACAGAGGUUUCUUUUCUGAAGGACCAGCUGCCUGCAGGCUGGAGGAGGAAAAUAUUAACUGCAGGCUCCAAAAGCUUCCUUUAAAACACAAAACCAGACUCAAAGAGUAGCUUUCAUUUCAUAAACACCUACUGAAACCACCUUCCACCACAGAGCUGAGCAGUGUAUCCAAGGACAAAAUAAUCCUUGACAAACUGAUCUGUCGGCUCCUCUGGCACCAGACCAGUCCACAAAUUCACCCAGGCCAAUUCAGGCCAAACCAGGCCAAACCAGGGCAGUCAAGGAGUGAUUCAUCUCUAACUGCAGAGUUUUUCUUGCAUGUACAACCUUCAAACUGUCAUUUACUUGGUUUUAUUUUGAAGUAUUGCAGAUUUCCUUUGAGUGAAACUUUUAAACUGCUGCGAUGUGUUUUCAUAUCUUUUGAUAUACACCAGCAGCAGCGAUGUUUGAAUGCACAACAACAUGUAGACAUUGUUACUGUACAGCGAUAGUUGUUAAGUCCGUUUUGUGAGACUGGUCUCUCAUCUUGAAGUUCAAAGGAGUCUACUGAAUGAUGUGAGUGUUGUAAACCUUUUUACUUUUAUAUGAGUGAGUAUAUGCGAGAGACAAGAUCAAGACGAUGGAGGAGAAUGUUUGGACAGUAAAAACUGAUUGUGAACUCAGACUUGAUGGUUAGAGUUGAGGAAAAGAGGCCGUUUUGUCCUUAAAGCCGCUAACUGAUAGAUGUUCAGUCAGAUCUGAUCUGCAGGUUAGCAUCAGUGCUAACAAUUCUUA
This is a messenger RNA of Chelmon rostratus (copperband butterflyfish), 2899 nucleotides long. It is a transcript of the gene guca1d, whose product is annotated as guanylate cyclase activator 1d. Gene Ontology annotation, molecular function: calcium ion binding; calcium sensitive guanylate cyclase activator activity. NCBI's taxonomy places the organism in Eukaryota, Metazoa, Chordata, Actinopteri, Chaetodontiformes, Chaetodontidae. The record is from RefSeq and is a predicted model, not a curated record. The transcript has 4 exons. The coding region runs from base 249 to 806 and encodes 185 amino acids.